Tyto alba (common barn owl) is the source of this 2196-nucleotide messenger RNA. It is a transcript of the gene PBXIP1, whose product is annotated as PBX homeobox interacting protein 1. Lineage: Eukaryota; Metazoa; Chordata; Aves; Strigiformes; Tytonidae. The transcript is spliced from 11 exons. The record is from RefSeq and is a predicted model, not a curated record. The coding region runs from base 132 to 1997 and encodes 621 amino acids.
CACGUGCGCGCCCCUUCCCGAGGGCGGUGACCGGCACCGGGGAAAAAAGUUACCGGAGGCACCGGGGAAAAGUUACCGGAGGGACCGCGGCCGCGCCCGGCGGCGGCACCAGGUGGUUCUGGGCCAUCCCCAUGGCGGAGAAAUCAGCCUCCCGGGACUCGGACAGCAGCUGGGUGCUGGCGGGCAGUGAGGGUCUGCCCAUUGACACGGUGGGUCCGGAGCAGGAUUCGGCCUCUCGCAGCACCGAGGAUGAGGAAGUGGAGGAGGAGGAAGGCACCCAGGACGCUGUCACAGCCGUGGCCACCAACGGUGCAGCCACCUUCCCCGGCCAGGCCCAGCACCCCGAGGGCAGCGGGCUGGGGGACCCGGAGGAACAUUGGGGCCCAGGGGCUGGGGCAGUGCCUGCCCCAGAUGGCUCCACAGAGCCCGGCGUGCCGGAUGGCGACGAGGAGGAGGAGGAGGAGGAGCCCGAGGACAAGCUGGGACCCUGCCCUGACACCCCCAAAGCAGAGCCAUCAACAGAGGAGGAGAGCUGCACCAGCAGUGACGACGAGGCAGAGAGGCUGCGGCAACAGCAGGGCCAUGAGCCCCAUUCCGGGCCUCUUCCCCCCACAUCUGCCCCACACCAGGGGACACCGGGCACCGGUGACGAGUACAGGCCCAGCGUGAGCAAGUACCUGCUGGGCAUCUUGGCACUGCUGGCCGUGGGGCUGCUGAUCAUCUCUGGUGGCAUCUACGACCUGGCAGAUGACCCUGUGGAGAGCGUGGUGAGCCGGGACACGGCGGCUGGCAAGCCGGAGUCACUGCUGCCCGCUGCCAGCACUGACUUGCAGCAAACCCCCCCCCAGUCAGAUGCCAGGGACCCCCAGAGCGUGCAGUCCGUGAGCCUCCUCCUGGACAAGCUGGCCAAGGAGAACCAGGAGAUCCGGCUCAUGCAGGCAGAGCUGCAGGCCCACAAGGAAGAGCUUCACGCCCUGCUGCAGAAGAGCGAAGGUGAGACGGCGGCCGGGGCGCAGCAGCAGAGCCUGGCCACCGAGAACGCGCGGCUACGUGCGGCGUUGGAGCGGGAGGCCGCUGCCCUCCGCGACGCCUGGGCCGAGCUGCAGCGCCUGCGGGCUGCGGGAGCACCGGGCGGCCCCGGGGCCGGGGAGCCGGGGGCAGAGCAGCCCCCCGGCAUGAGUACCCCAGCCUGUGGUGAGGACACGGCACGGCAGAAGGGUGGCCGGUGGCACGGCUGGCUGGCUUCAGUGCGACAGGAGCUGGCGGGUGCCCUGGAGCGGGCGCGGGGUCCUGGGGGUCUCAAGGGGCUCAUGGAGGAGCUGAGCGCCCUGGAGCAGCGUCUGGGCCAAGCUCUGGAGGCAGAGGGGGCCAAGCCCUUCCCUGAGACCUGGAAAAAAACGUUCAAGGCAGAGAAGAAAGAGAGCAAGCGGCAAAAGCGGCACAACUCUGGGGGGGCCCCCCACAAGAGGGAGCAGGGCAAACCCCACGGGCACGGGAAGGACCCCCGCCCCCCCCGGGAGCACAAACCAGGCAAAGCCUGGAGGAAGUCGUCUCACGGUCCCCCCGAGCAUGGCCCCCGUGAACUUCCCCCACUCAGCCGGUACCGGGCACCCCAGGGCUGCUCAGGGGUGGCCGACUGCGCCCGCAAGGAGGGGCGGGAGGUGCUGGGGGCCGCGCUGGAGCCGGUGCAGAAAGAGCAAUUCCUGCAGCUGCUGGAGGGUUUCAUGGGGCGGCUGGGCUGGGGGGGGCAUUUUGGGGGGCUGGCGGCGCAGCUGGACGGCGCCUUCGGGGCCGACGGCGCCUUCGCCCACGACCGCCUGCGCUUCGUCGACUUCGUGGACGACGUGGAGGAGCUGCUGGAGGAGGUGGCGUGGCGGGAGCGGGGCGACGAGGAGGCGGCCGACGGCUUCGAGGAAUACGUGCUGCGGCACUACGGCGGCGCCGGCGGGAAGCCGCAGGGCCGGAAGGCUGCGCGGCAGCACGGCACGGGGGGGUAGAACCGGGGGGCAGCGCCACCACAAUCCCUGGAACCCCUCGGGCUCUCCCCGUGGGUCGUUUUGGGGGGGUCAGGGGCUGCUGUUGCCCCCGUCCCCCCACCCCCUCCACCCCAGCCCAGGGCUGGGUAGCGCCGGGUCCCUGACCAGAUGCACCGUGUGAUUCUGCGCAGCCACGGCACAAUAAAGUCACCGCUGGGCA